Molecule: messenger RNA, 2712 nt
Organism: Danio rerio (zebrafish)
Lineage: Eukaryota; Metazoa; Chordata; Actinopteri; Cypriniformes; Danionidae
Gene: rabep1
Product: rabaptin, RAB GTPase binding effector protein 1
Biological process (GO): endocytosis; signal transduction
Cellular component (GO): early endosome; cytoplasm
Molecular function (GO): GTPase activator activity; growth factor activity
Source: RefSeq, marked validated
CUGGGCGCUCCUCGCUUUCCUUCAGAGAGCCGCUUUUCUAAACUCAACCCCGGGAAACCAUGGCCGAGCAGGCCUCGGGAUCCACCCGGCCGCCUCAACACGACGGGGUUGAACAGGAGCAGGAUCGAACCGACUUCCUGAAGCUCAAACAACAGCUGGAGAUGGAGUUCAACCAAAAACGGGCCAAGUUUAAAGAACUCUAUCUGUCUAAAGAAGAGGAGCUGAAGAGGCAGACUGCUAUACUGGAGAAGGCCCAGGCAGAGAUGUGUAGUGUGCAAGAGGAGCUGGCCGAUGCUAAAGCGGAGAUGGAGACCAUCAAAGCCGUCGCCACCCUUUCGGAGAGCACAAAGCAGGAAGCCAUCGACCAGGUCAAGCAGCUCUGGCAGGAGGAGGUGGCGUCACUGCAAGCUAUUAUGAAAGAUGCAGAGCGGGAAUUUAAAUUGCAGUUCCAGCAGAAGUUGGAGCAGGAGCGGGCACAAUGGACACAGUACCGCGACGGGGUAGAACGAGAGAUAGCCGAGCUUCGCCGCCGUCUUUCUGAAGGGCAGGAGGAGGAAAAUUUAGAGAACGAGAUGAAGAAGGCUCAAGAGGACGCAGAGAAGCUCCGUUCGGUGGUGAUGCCGAUGGAGAGCGAGAUCGCAGCGCUGAAAGCCAAACUGUCAAGCUCAGAAGAUCGAGUUAAGGAACUGGAGGCUGCCAAGGUGAAAGAGCUCAAUCAUGUCCUGGAGGCUGAGAAGUCUUGCCGCACAGAUUUGGAGAUGUAUGUUGCGGUCCUGAACACCCAAAAAUCUGUCCUUCAAGAGGAUGCAGAGAAACUUCGGAAAGAACUCCACGAGGUGGUUCACCUGCUGGAAUUGGAGCGGCAGCAGCACAAUCAGCUGAAACACACUUGGCAGCGUGCCAAUGAUCAGUUCCUGGAGUCGCAGCGACUGCUGAUGCAAGACAUGCAGCGCAUUGAGAGUGUGCUGUCCUCAGAACAGCUGCGGCAGGUGGAGGAGAUCAAGAAGAGGGACCAGGAAGAGGAUGAGCAGGAGCGAUUGAGUCAAGCUAAAGAGGCCAGUGAGGAUGAUGGGACGGAGCAUGCGGAAGCAGUGGAGGAUUCGCUGCUUGGACUCUCCAUAGAAGAGUCUCACCUCAGUCACAGUAUUCACAGCUCUUUGCACUCUCUGGACGCAGACACCCCUGGCCGCCCGGACAGCUCUGACCCUUAUAAGGAUGGUCUUCGGAGGGUCCAGUCUACAGACAGCCUGGGUUCUUCAGGAGGAUCCUUACAGCCUCACGGCCUGGGCGGACACAACAACAAGGCCAAGUCAGCCAGCCAGCUGGACGAGUCAGACUUUGGUCCUCUAGUGGGUGCAGACUGUGGGGGCUUUGACAGUAUGGACACCUCCUCCAUUUCUUCCCUCCAGCCGGGACAUUUUCUCCUCACUAAGGACCAAGAAAAGGCCAUUAAGGCCAUGACCCCAGAGCAGGAGGAGACCGCAUCGCUUCUGUCUAGUAUUUCUCACACAGCCGAUACAGCUUACCUGCCCCCAUCUGGAUACCGGUUGGUCAGCGAGAGCGAGUGGAAUCUUCUGCAGCAGGAGCUGAAGAACGCUGGAAGGAAGUUGGGCCGGCGAUGUGACAUGUGCUCUAAUUACGAGAAACAACUGCAGGUCAUCCAGGGACAAGAGGCCGAGACACGAGAUCAGGUUAAAAAGCUACAGGCCAUCCUGCGGCAGGCGAAUGAUCAGCUGGAGCGGACGAUGAAUGAGAAACAGGAGUUGGAGGAUUCGGUCAAACAGGCCAAUGAGGACACUACUGCCAAGAUCUCGGAGCUGAAGCAGAAAGUUCAGGAGUCGGAGUCUCUCUUCAGCGCUCUACAACAGGCCUUUAGCCAGGCCAAGAGGAACACCCAGGAACAGAUGGCUGUUCUGCUACAGUCCAGAGAGCAGGUGUCUGAGGAGCUGAACAGACUGCAGAGAGAUAAUGAAAGUCUUCAGGGCAAACACAGACUUCACAUGACACUGCAGCAGCAAGAGGACUUUCACAUGCCGACCACUGUACAGGAACUUCAGAAGCUGGUGUUGCAGUACAGGGAGGACAUUGUUUCUGCACGCACAGCAGCCGAGCAUUUAGAGGAGAAGCUGAAGGCUGAAAUUCUGUUCCUGAAGGAGCAGAUCCAGGCGGAGCAGUGCCUCAAAGAGAACCUGGAGGACACUCUACAGCUGGAGAUUGAGGGCUGUAAAGAAGAGAUCGCAUCUUUUUCCAGCCUAAAGACGGAACUGGAACGAGUGAAGAGUGAGAAGGAACAGCUGGAGAGCAGCUUGGCAGAGAAGAGCCAGAUGCUGGAGAGUGUCCAGCGCCUGAAGAACAGUCUAGAAGAGCAGCUCAAAGACACCCUCGGCAGCAAGAGUGCUUUGGAGACUCAGGUGUUUGAAGAGAAAGACAAAUCACAGAGACUUCAGGCAGAGCUGGACGUCAGCGAGCAGGUCCAGAGAGAUUUCGUCAAACUGUCCCAGACCCUUCAGGUGCAGCUGGAGCGCAUUCGGCAGGCCGAGUCAUUAGACCGGAUCCGCGCCAUCCUCAACGACACCAACCUUACAGACAUCAGCCAGCUUCCAGAGACAUGAUGUCACUUCCUCAAAACCCCACUGCGUGCACAGAAACACAUGCAAUCCACCUGAACCCAACUAUCUCCAUCCAUUAAGAUCCAUUGAGGAAGUCCCGAGU